Messenger RNA from Onthophagus taurus, 2679 nucleotides. Its product is annotated as lutropin-choriogonadotropic hormone receptor. Gene Ontology annotation, biological process: activation of adenylate cyclase activity; adenylate cyclase-activating G protein-coupled receptor signaling pathway; hormone-mediated signaling pathway. Gene Ontology annotation, molecular function: protein binding; G protein-coupled peptide receptor activity; protein-hormone receptor activity. Gene Ontology annotation, cellular component: plasma membrane. The record is from RefSeq and is a predicted model, not a curated record. Lineage: Eukaryota; Metazoa; Arthropoda; Insecta; Coleoptera; Scarabaeidae.
CCGACGUCCUGAAAUCUAAACCGCGCUCUCCCAACGUAAAAGUUUUCAAAUUUUCAGGGUGAAUAGUUCCAGUGAAUUGUGUCGAUUAAAAGUGAAAUAUGAACACAAUAAAAUUUUUUUAACUGUGUGGAUUUGGUGAUUUCAACGAUGUCUCUGUUCGUCAGUACGGUUUUGAUACUCUCAGUUCCAUUUGUGAGAAGUAGUGAAUUUUCUUCUCCCAAUCCACGUGAUGGCGGUGAUCCACGAAAAAAUUGCGUGUGUGAUGGCGGCCUUUUAGAAAUCGAUGAAGUUGAAUGCCGCUGUUCCGGACAGGAUCUCGUAGACAUACCAGCAACUCUUUCAAGUCCAUCCACUUUGGUGCUCGAAAAUGCUGGUAUUGAAGUAUUGAAGAGAACUUCGUUAUUACCCUUCGCGAAGACAAUAGAGAAACUGACAAUGAUAAAUUUGGACCGUUUCUAUUAUUUCGAACCGGGAGUCUUCGACAAUUUAGUUGAGUUGCACCAAAUAUACAUACAAGGAGCACCUAAACUACUUAAAAUACAACCAGAAGUGUUCAGCGCUUUUCUUCCAAAGCUUUAUUUCUUGAAAAUUGUUCAAACAGGAUUAGAAGAAAUGCCCAAUCUCAAUAACUUAAACACUACAUCCGUUCUACAUUCCAUUGAUUUGGAGCACAAUCACAUAAAAAGAAUAGGUAGUCAUCAAAUAAGCAAAAUACGUACUGGAUUAUUAUUUUUAAAUUACAAUGACUUAGAAGCAGUGGAUGAAGAAGCAUUUUUUGGAUCUCAAAUAGCAGAAUUAAGUUUGAAGGGGAACGUCGAACUGAGGCACUUGCAUCGAAGAGCUUUCGCCGGACUUCAAAGUUUGAGAGUUAUAGAUUUAUCAAGCACAGCUAUUACAUUCCUUCCUGUAGAAGGACUACGAGACAUUGAAGUUUUAAAAAUGCAGGACACGAAAUCUCUUACGGUUUUCCCAUCAAUAUAUAAUUUUCCAUCCAUCAUGAAAGCAUCCCUCACGUACCCUUAUCACUGUUGCGCAUUCAAGCACCCAGACACCCACAACCCAUCGGAGUUCGAGAUCCACCAACGUUUCCAGGAGAUGUGCGAAGGAAAAAACUCUACGACGAUGGUUUACUCCGAAUUUCUAGACGCAGAAUUUGCUGCAUUCAAAUCGGGAGAAUUUUUGGCCACCAGCAACAUUACCAGCAACAUUUACGACUCCAGUUCUAGAUAUGAUAGAGGUGAUAAUGAUGAAUACUUUCACAAUCCGAUUUUGACCACCAAUGGAAAUUCUACCGUAACAUUUGCCGAUUGUGGAAAUUUACACAAAAGUUAUCAUGAGGUGAAAUGUGAUCCGGUUCCAGACGCUUUUAGUCCUUGCGAAGACUUAAUGGGGAAUUGGGUUCUCCGCAUUUCAGUUUGGUUUAUAUCACUUUCGGCAGUUAUCGGAAAUCUCUUCGUGGUCGUCGUAAUUGCUACAUCGCAUUUUCGUCUGACCGUUUCUAAAUUCCUUAUGUGUAAUUUGGCAAUUGCCGAUCUUUGCAUCGGAAUCCAUCUAUUCUUGAUUGCGAUUGAAGAUGCUUGCUCAAUUAAAGUUUAUUUCAAUUACGCUAUUAAUUGGCAAGAAGGAAAUGGUUGUAACGUAGCAGGUUUUUUAACAAUUUUCGGAAACAUCCUCUCCGUCUAUACAUUAGCAAUAAUAACAAUAGAAAGAUGGUACACAAUAACUUGGGCAAUUCAAUUAAACAGAAGAUUAAAGCUUCGCACAGCAGUUCGCGUAAUGAUAGCAGGUUGGAUAUGUGCCCUAACUAUGGCAACUUUUCCCUUAAUUGGAAUCAGCAGUUACGCCAAAACCAGUAUUUGUCUUCCCCUUGAAAACAAAGGCAAAACAGACGCGAUAUACCUCUCAACAUUAUUAGCUUUCAACGCUAUCACAUUCGUGUUAGUAUGUGUAUGUUACGGUAGUAUGUAUCGUUCGAUUAAGGAAGGAGGAAGUCAUUGUUCAUUAACUUACGUUAGAUGUGACUUAACCGUAGCCAAAAAGAUGGCUCUUUUAGUAUUCACAGAUUUCGCAUGUUGGGCACCGAUCGCAUUUUUUGGUAUGACCGCAUUAAUGGGAUACCCAUUGAUAACAGUGACGCAAACAAAAAUUUUAUUAGUAUUUUUUUAUCCGUUAAAUUCUUGCGCCAAUCCGUGUUUAUACGCAUUAUUAACUCAACAGUAUAGAAGAGACUUUUUUAUUUUAAUGGGACGAUACGGUUUGUGUAAAGAUCGCGCGGAAAGACAUAAAGGUGCAAUCGGUGGCAAACCACUUCCGUACGGUUCUGUGCCGCAAUACAAGAGGACGAGUGGUGAUACGAUGAAAGUUAAUUGUCGGUCUUCGCCGUUAACAACUGUGGUUUCGGUUGAAAUGCCCAUGACCAGAAAUAAUUCCAAUAUUAGAUCCAAACAUGAGUCUUUGGAUACCGUUCCAGAAUAUCCAAUGUGUACGAUGAACAAUCAUUAUGGAGAUUGUAAGCAAAGUGAGUUAAAAAAACAAAUGUCGACUGAAAAUUUGUAAGUAUUUAUGUAAUAAGUUAAUUAUUAAGAAUAAAAAAAUAGUAUUAUUGUUAGAAAAAGUUAGUAAGGUUCAAUUUAGAAAUAGAUUGUCAUAGAUUCAGAAAUAAAGAGUAUGUGGAAUUUA